This is a messenger RNA of Penicillium maclennaniae, 207 nucleotides long. Its product is annotated as cytochrome c oxidase subunit VIIa. The record is from RefSeq and is a predicted model, not a curated record. The transcript has 2 exons. The coding region runs from base 1 to 207 and encodes 68 amino acids. Gene Ontology annotation, biological process: mitochondrial electron transport, cytochrome c to oxygen. Lineage: Eukaryota; Fungi; Ascomycota; Eurotiomycetes; Eurotiales; Aspergillaceae.
AUGCCCUCGCUCCCAGCCCGGAUUCAUGAAGGAGGAAUGGAAUUGUUUCAUCAAUCCUACGGUUUUACUAACCAGCGACCACAUUGUACAGGUUUCGGUACCACCUUCGGCUACCUGUGGUGGUACGGCUACCACCUUCCCCGUGUUCGUGAGCGUGAUGCCUUCUACACCCGUCUCGAGCAGGAGCGUGCUGCCCAGCGCGGAUAA